Trypanosoma cruzi is the source of this 2862-nucleotide messenger RNA. RefSeq lists its product as uncharacterized. The coding region runs from base 1 to 2862 and encodes 953 amino acids. Lineage: Eukaryota; Euglenozoa; Kinetoplastea; Trypanosomatida; Trypanosomatidae. The record is from RefSeq and is a predicted model, not a curated record. The transcript has a single exon.
AUGAAGCGGAGUCUUCGCAGUCGGAAGGCAAAGGGGACGGCGAAGACAGGUGCUGCUCCCAAUUUGCCUGGGAGCCAUUCGGAAGCAUGGAAAGCAGCGUCUUCAUCGGACAAGAAGAGUGUCAGUAAGGGAUUCAGCGGAGCCCCUGCAGGCAAGGCGAGUUUGAGCGGUGGAAGGCGCAUAGCAGCGCUGACAUGGGCGUCGGGGUCGAAUUAUUCCACAGAGCAAGGGAGGCACCGCGUGGCAUCAUCUUCGUCAGCCUCCAUAAGUGGCUUUUUGCAGAAGCGGAUCCUAUCUGCUUUAUGCGCGACGUUUUUUUGUGGUUUAUUUGUUGCCGCCAUGCGACGCAUAAUCGCUCAGUACCGCAGGAGGGUCGUGUGGGAAACGGUGGAGAAACCACGGGCGGCCUUUGUGAUACAAACCGCAUGGCGCAAGCACCGUCAGCGUAGGCGGUUGCUUUUGGAAAGCGUCUCUAGACUCAUCAUUUCAUUAAUGCGCCUGAAAAUCAAACGCAUUUGUGCGGCGAAGGAAAAGGCCGUACUUCUCUUGCAACGCGUUUUUAGAUCGCAGAAGGAGCGACACUUUGUCCAUUUCAUGUACCAAAAAAUGAGGUAUAACCGGGCACUUAGUACAAUGCGUAACUGUAUAAAUCGACGAGUGGCAAGGCGGCAUAUGGCAUUUCUUGCAAUUCAACGCGACGAGCGGCGGGUGUGUGAGGAACGCUGUGCUAUUGAUUCACUGCACAUCAUCUACAGUGAACGUGGUGAUCUGCUUCAUAUUUUUCAGGUAAUGCAGACGACGGCACCCGUGGCUUUCACACCCUUGGUGACGAGAGCCAUAUUUUUGGAGGAAGCCAUCCGCUGCACCGGACACUGCCCAUAUUCUCCUCUUUCUUUGCAUAUGGCGAGAGCGCAACAAUUUGGUGUCUUAUCUUUCUCAGAGCCGCCGAGUGGGCGUGCGAGCUCGCUGAAGGAGAAGCAAUUGGAUACACCUUUUACAGAUGGCGUUGAUUUCAAACAUAGUCUUGAGAAACACAACAGCGGGGAUAGACAGUUCCCUGCACAUGGAAUCGAUACGCAUUCAUGCACAUCAGUGUUGCACACUGAAGAGGGCGCGCGUCAGUUUUUGCAAGAACUCUUUGGCCCAAAUUUGCCGCCGUGCCCACUGGCGCGAAGAGGAUUAAAACCGAGUCGCUUUGGUGAAUGUGGUGAAAUAACAGCCACGAAAUCCCCCAUUUUUCAGAUGUGUGACUCCGCAGGGAACGACAACAUUCACUCAUGGCGCUCAAUUGACGCAGCUCCUGGAAGAGAGGUUCUUUCAAAAGGUGAAGUGAAUGCGGAUUCAUAUCAAGCGGUUCCUCUAGCGAGGCCGCCAUUUGGUGAGUUAGGGGCAUCCGUGAAUAACUUAAUAGACGCUUUUAUUGAGCUUCUUGUGCGUACAGAGGCCGCUGAGCGCAAGGCACUGGAAUCGGAGCUGCAGAGCCGGCACAAGGAACAGAUGAGAGAAAUACAACGUUUUGCCGUCACUCUUCAAGCCACGCAUGUCGCUCCGCUGCUGUAUGUUCCCCUUCUUUCAUCGAUGGGAGAGACCUGGGCGGUGCGUCGAGCAGAGCAACUCUUUCGUGAGGAAUAUGAUGAGAGACUGAAAAUUAUUGAAGAGUACCAGGCGACGCCGCUCCGAUUUUUAGAUCGUCCUAUUCUUAACCUGGCGGCGGAAGAGAGGCGGCGGCGGUUGCAAGAGCGUCUGCGGACGAUGAAAGAGAAAAAGGAAGAGAAUGGGAAAGGUGUCUUUGCGGGAUCCCCAUUGGCAGCGGCUGCUCCUGCGCCCACGACGGCGCCGGUGGAUGGACAGGGUAAUAAUAUACGUCCAUUGGUGGCGCGUCCUGUAUCUGUCAGGCCAGGGAGUCGAACUCCCACUGUCGGAGCAUCAAUGCCUCAAUUUCAGUUGGGAUCUUCUUCUUUCUUAUCUCCAGUACCUCGGCCGCCGUCUCCACCCCCUCGGAAGGUGCACGACAAUCCCACGAUGUCCUGCAUCCCUUUGCAGACCUCUGAUGAACGGACUCAGCGACGGCCACAAAAACAAUUUGGCCCUGUAGUCAUUUCAGAAACACCGGCCAUCUCAUCUACCAGUUCAGCAAAUGUGGCUUCAUUUAUUGGUCAUUUGAAUGAUGGAGUGUCGUCUCAUGAUACGUUCGUGGGUAGUUCUAGCGGUGCUUCACGAGACACCACGAUUUCGCACGCGUCACCAGCGAUUCGCGGUAACUCCGCGUGUCCUUCAGGUCUACUUCCGUCUCUCGCCAAUUCCUUGACCCAAACUACUAGGAGCAACGAAGUGAAGGGCGGCAGCACAACGAGGGAAUUUUACUUUCAUUCUUCUAUUCAUUCCCUGCAGCGCCCCACCUCUUCCGGUGACGAGGAGAAUGUUGCGUUGCCGUUGCAGAAGGCGGCUGUGUUUACCAACAUGGAGAACGACAGUGGCUGUGGAGACCCCAAGAAGACAAAAACAGGCCUGGAAGCGUUGAAUUAUUGCACCAACAACGCUGUACCACGAGGGGUGCCGAUUCCACUUCUAAGAUCUUCAAGAACAGAGCGCAGCAAUUUAGGUACAGUCCCACUCCAUCCCGUUGCUUCUGAGAAAAAUCUUGUCACGCGCAGAGAGUGUGGCGGCGAUUACGUUCGAGGACGUUACCGCGGGCCUUCUUCAUUUGUUCCAGUCUCGGGGUUUACCGGCGUUGAUGAUUCCCUGAGGCCUGUGCAACCGAACCCGGGAGGGGAGCAACUGAAUUUCAGGUUGCAGGCAGAACAGGGACUAAACACGAGGAAGGCGAGGCGAAAUUUACUCGAAAUGUCUGGAGCGAGUUGA